Molecule: messenger RNA, 1458 nt
Organism: Rotaria sordida
Lineage: Eukaryota; Metazoa; Rotifera; Eurotatoria; Philodinida; Philodinidae
Source: the annotation of a GenBank genome assembly
AUGGCUACAACUACUGAGAAAAAUUGUUGCUCUAUAUGUGGCAAAGAAAAAGUCGAAUCGAAAUGUGAAGGAUGUUCAAAAGAUUUUUGCUCGAGUCAUUUUACAGAUCAUCGUCAAGAACUGAGUAAAAAAAUGGAAGAAGUAGAAGUCACAUGUGACCUCUUUCGACAAACACUUACCGAACAAACAUCUCCACCAGCAAAACAUCCAGUGAUGCAAAACAUUGAUAAAUGGGAACAUGACUCUAUCAACAUAAUUCGACAAACAGCAGAAGAAGCUAGACAACUAUUACUCAAGCAUAUCACUGAAAAUGUUACUCAAACAGAACUUCACUUGAAUAAAUUAACUGAUCAAAUAUGGCAAACUCGUCAAGAAAAUAAUUUCGUGGAAACAGAUAUAAAUCAAUGGCAAGAAGACCUAUACAGAUUAAAGAAAGAACUCACCAAUCCAUCAAAUAUCAUAUUCCGACAAGAUUCUACACCACUUGUACACAAGAUUUUCGUCCACAUGAAAACUACACCACUAUAUGUACCAAACAUUAGUAUUAAUACAAAAUGGAUACAGAAUGGUAGUACUGUGGCUGGCGGUAAUGGACGAGGCAUUGGAUUGAAUCAAUUAAAUUAUCCACGCAGUAUCUUCAUUGACAUUGACCAGACUAUGUAUAUUGCUGAUUACUCGAAUCAUCGUAUUGUAGAAUGGAAGUAUGGAGCAGCCUGUGGUCAGGUUGUUGCUGGUGGAAAUAGGCUAGGAAAUAGAACUCAUCAAUUGAAUAAUCCAUCAGAUGUUAUUGUUGAUGAAGAACAAGAUUGUCUUAUCAUUUCUGAUUAUGGUAAUCGACGAGUAAUGCGAUGGCCUCGUCGAAAUGGCACAAAUGGACAAAUACUCAUAUCUGAUAUCGACUGCUCAGGAUUAACGAUGGAUAAUCAUGGAUUUCUAUACAUUUCAGAUUCACAGAAGCAUGAAGUAAGACGAUGGCGAAUGGGAGAUAGUAGUGGAAUAGUGGUAGCGGGUGGUAAUGGUAGAGGUAAUCGUCUUGAUCAGCUUAGCUUUCCUACCUCGAUAUUUGUCGAUCGAGAUCAUUCAGUUUACGUGUCGGAUUCAGAAAAUCAUCGUGUAAUGAAGUGGAUGAAAGGUGUAAAAGAAGGUAUUAUUGUUGCAGGUGGUCAAGAUAAAAAAAAAGGCUUAAUACAAUUAUCAUCCACUCGUGGAGUCUUCAGUGAUUCGUUGGGCACUGUAUAUGUUGUAGAUUGGAGUAAUGCUCGAGUAUUACGUUGGUCUAAAGGAGCUACCCAAGGUACUAUUGUUGUUGGUGGAAAUGGGGAAGGAGCAGAAGCUCAUCAGCUUCAUUGUCCAAUGGGCUUGUCGAUCGAUCGAUAUGGCAAUCUUUAUGUUGUUGAUAAUUCUAAUCAUCGAAUACAAAGAUUCAAUAUCGAUCCAAAAUCAACUUCACCUAAUUGA